UACCUGGUUUAUCUCUCGGUCUUAUUUAUUAUUUAUGAUUCAAUUAAAAUCCAAAAUCCGCGUCGAAUAUUAAUAUACUGCCACUUUGGAAACAACACAAAUUAGUAUUGUUUUAAAGAUUUUAAUGAAUGCGGCAUCAAUCGACAGAGAAAAAUUCGCUGCUUUCGACUACAUAGUAUUUAAUUAUCUUAUUUUCAACCUAGAUGUCGCUUAAACCAAAUAGCCUUUCACCCCUCGAUAUCAUAUCAUCGCCCGGGAGAUAAAUUAAAAUCGUGAUCAUUCAACGCGACCUCAAAUAUUAUUGUGUAUAAUCUAUGAACGCGACUGUUGCGCGCAGGCGCGUAGGCACUUUAGUACGUACCUACAUAAUACAAAUAAAUACACUUAUUACAUAUUAGUAAUUAUUUAAGAUUUAAGCUUCACUCUUUAGUCGAUUUCCAGAUUCCAGAGUUCGUCAAGAAGUGACUUGAAGCGAGUCGCCGCUAGUGUGUAUGUGUUUACAUUAAGCGCUCUUCAAAAUUCAAUCAUAAACAUGGAGACAGAAGGACAGAAAUUCUACAAACACAAAAUCAAACUCGAUACUUCGAACAAUCACGAAAUGUUUUCUGUACUGGUACCCAAAGGAAGUACCUCGUAUCAUGAACAAGUCAAUGAUCAAAAUAUUAUUAAUUCGAAAAACAUAGAAUGCGACGUAAUUAUUAACGAAGUAAUUAUUAAAAUGGAAAGAGAGUAUGAAGAUGAAAUAGACAACGCUGAAUUAACAGAAACAGAAGGAACCAUUAAUAACGACAGCAGCUUUCAACAGACUAUUAUUGACAUGAUACCUGAAAAAAAUAUGGAUGUAAUGAGGAAAUCUUUAGAAGAUGAUAAUGACAAUGAACAAAUAAUCCAAAAAGCGGAUGAUCAUACAAUAGGGAAGAAAAACAAACAGGCUGGAUUUAAAAGAAGCCACAUUGAUUUCUUAAGGGAAAAUGAAGGUUUUUUCCGGGACUCAACAUCAUAUAAAGAAACAGAUGAUCGAUCUUCAAAUGAUCAAGAUGAUCAAGCACCAAAGAAGAAAAAGAAAACAAGCCCAAAAGAUGGAAAAGUAGAUAAUGCAGGAUUAAAAAAGAAAAGAAUAAAUAAGAAAAAGAUAAGAAAGGAUGCUAGAUCAAAAGGCAUUCAAUAUGUUAAGGCAAAUGGUACAAUCGCGAAAGAAAGAACCAUGAAACCGAAUCCUUGCUUAGAAAAGAACUGUCCCUAUAAAUGUCAAGAGAUAACCACGGAAAGAAGAAGUGCCAUAUUUAAACAUUUCUGGGAAUUGUCUAUGGAAAGAAAAAAGCAAUGGAUAAUCUCUAUGACCACUAAGCAAUCCAUAAAAAGGAAAAGAUCCAAAAACUCAAAUUACAGGAAUAAUACGUUCUUUUAUUUUAUAAAUGAUGGAAAAAGUCGGCGUCAAGUCUGUUUGAAAUUCCUCAUGAAUACACUUGAUGUCACCCAAAGGUACAUUUAUUAUACAUUGACGAAAUAGGAACUUGGUAUUACCGAAAGAUGGAAGAAGAAAAUGUAUCCCCGUCUCUGGGUGUGAAAAGUGUCCGUUAAAAUCUGCUAAAUAAGGGUGGCGCUACAGUAGCAACCGGGUAAAUUUUAAAAAAGGCGCUGAAAGUUUUUAGAAUAAGA
Messenger RNA from Bombyx mandarina (wild silkworm), 1659 nucleotides. RefSeq lists its product as uncharacterized. The record is from RefSeq and is a predicted model, not a curated record. Lineage: Eukaryota; Metazoa; Arthropoda; Insecta; Lepidoptera; Bombycidae.